This is a messenger RNA of Lathyrus sativus (Indian pea), 2541 nucleotides long. Lineage: Eukaryota; Viridiplantae; Streptophyta; Magnoliopsida; Fabales; Fabaceae. The record is from the annotation of a GenBank genome assembly.
AUGAGAGGAGGAAUUUGUAGUAUUCAGCUUCAAGCUCUUACACAAGAAGCUGCUACUGUUGUUAAACAAGCAGUGAAUCUAGCAACAAGAAGAGGUCAUGCACAAGUCACACCUCUUCAUGUUGCUAGUGCCAUGCUUGCAACUUCAACUGGUUUAUUAAGAAAAGCUUGUCUUCAAUGUCAUUCUCACCCUCUUCAAUGCAAGGCUCUUGAGCUUUGUUUCAAUGUUGCACUUAACCGUUUGCCAGCUUCAACACAAAGUCCACUUUUAGGUCCUCAGUAUUCAUCUUCUCCUUCACUUUCUAAUGCUUUGGUUGCAGCUUUCAAGCGUGCUCAGGCUCACCAGCGUCGCGGAACGAUAGAGAAUCAGCAGCAGCAGCAGCAUAUUCUGGCCUUGAAGAUUGAAGUUGAGCAGCUCAUAAUCUCUAUACUUGAUGAUCCAAGUGUUAGUAGAGUUAUGAGAGAAGCUGGUUUCUCUAGUACUCUUGUGAAAGCAAGAGUUGAGGUUGAGCAAGCUCUUCCGGUCGAAGUUUCUUCGCAGAAAGAAAUUUGCAUUAAGCCUCCUCAAGCUCUUAGCCUUGGCGGUUCGAAUUCAUUCGCCAAGCCUAUAGAAUAUGUUAACAAUGAUGAUGUAACAAGUGUGUUGAAUGAGUUAGUGAAGAGGAGAAGGAACACUGUGAUUGUAGGAGAAAGUGUUUCGAAUGCCGAGGGAGUAGCUAAAGGAGUGAUGGAAAGAUUUGAGAUAGGUAAUGUUCCUAAUGAGUUAAGGUAUGUGCAAAUUGUGAGUCUUCCUUUGAUAUGCUUUAGGAAUAUAAGCAAAGAGGAAGUUGAAAAGAAGUUUGUGGAAGUUAGAAGCCUAGUGAAAAGCUAUAUGGGAAGAGGGGUGAUUCUAUAUUUAGGUGAUUUGAAAUGGUUGUUUGAGUUUUGGUCAAGUUACUGUGAGCAAAAAAGGAACUACUAUUGUUCUGUUGAGCAUAUGGUUAUGGAGGUUAAAAAGUUGGUGAGUGGAAGUUGUGAGAGUACUAGAUUAUGGCUUAUGGGAAUCUCAAAUUUCAAAACAUACAUGAAGUGUAAAACAUGUUACCAUUCUCUAGAAUCUAUCUGGGAGCUUCAUCCUUUCACAGUUCCUGUUGGAAGCCUAAGCCUAAGUUUGAAUUUUGACAGUGAUUAUCAAGCUAAGGAGAGAAGCAUGGUGUUAUUCAAGGACUUGGCUUUUGAAGAUAAAGUAGGAGUUGGAAAGUAUCUAACUUGUUGCAAAGAUUGUUCUAUGAAGUUUGAAAAUGAAGCUCAGAGUUUGAGUAACAAUUCAAGCAAGACAGCAUGCAGUUCUAGCUUGCCAACAUGGCUUCAAAGUUGUAAACAAGAAAGAAGCUACAUGAUGGAAGAUCAGGAGAAUGCAAGGCUUAAGGAUCUGUGCAAGAAAUGGAACUCAAUAUGCAAAUCGGUACACAGAAAGCCUUCGAUUCUCGACAAACAAGAUUUGUUUGUUUUAUCAUCAACCCCUUCAUCACCAACUUCAUUUUCCUCACUUGAAAAAAAGUCCACUUUUCAACAAAACCACCUAAAUUGGCCUAUAACUUCUGAACAAGAAAAAGCACCAAAAGAAUGUGAGUUAUUAUACACUGAAAAUGCUGGUGGCGACGAUGACGAUGAUGAUUGCUAUGAUGGUAACUUGAUAAUGUUCAUGCCACAUAGAAAUGUUCCAAAACCAGAUCUUUUGUCAAAUCCAAACUCAAGUCCAAACUCCGCCUCUUCAAGUGAAGCAGUGGAAGGUUUAGAGAGCACUGAAAUGUUCAAUGAACAAAAUGAAGAGAAUCUCAAGAUUCUCUGUGAUGCCUUGGAGAACAAGUUUCCACAAUAUAAAGAAACCAUUCAAGAGAUUGCAAGUACUGUCCUUUUUUGUAGAUCAGGAAUGAGAAAAAGAGAUAACCACUUGAUCAAAAGAGAAAAUCAUAAGCAAGAAACUUGGAUGUUAUUUCUCGGCGACGAUUCUCAAUCCAAAGAGAAUAUCUCAAAGGAGCUAGCAAAAGUUGUUUUUGGAUCUUAUAGCAACUUUAUGACAAUUGCCAUAAGCACUUUUUCUUCAUUAGCUGAUGAUGUUAACGAUUCUUCAAGCGACGAGAAAUCCAAAAGGAAAAGACCAAGAGAUGAACUUGGAAGCACUUAUUUGCAAAGGUUUGGUGAAGCAAUGAAUGAGAAUCCUCAUAGAGUGUUCUUCAUGGAAGAUUUAGAACAAGUUGAUCACUUUACUCAAAAGGGUAUCAAGAAAGCUAUUCAAACUGGAAGUUUAACAAUUCCUGAUGGUGAAUCAAUUCCUCUCAAGGAUGCAAUUAUCAUUUUCAGCAGCGAAAGCUUCAGUUCUUCAAUGUCAAAGUCACAACCAUCAUCAUCAUGUGCUGAAAACAAAGGGAAAGAGACCAUGAUAGAGGAUCAUAAAAAUACUCUAAACCUCUCUUUGGAUCUGAAUAUAGCCAUUGAAGAUCAUGAGAAUACAGACACUAGUAUUCUUGAGUUAGUUGACAAGAAAAUUAGUUUUAAUUAA